Messenger RNA from Uranotaenia lowii, 6249 nucleotides. RefSeq lists its product as uncharacterized. The record is from RefSeq and is a predicted model, not a curated record. Bases 1 to 6249 code for a protein of 2082 amino acids. The transcript has a single exon. Gene Ontology annotation, biological process: DNA integration. NCBI's taxonomy places the organism in Eukaryota, Metazoa, Arthropoda, Insecta, Diptera, Culicidae. Gene Ontology annotation, molecular function: nucleic acid binding.
AUGUCCGGCAGGAAUGAAAAAACUCCUUCACAUUUCGAAGAGGAGGAAGAAUCUAACUGUGCCACGUGUACUAGACCGGAUUCUGAAGAGGACAUGGUUCAAUGUGAUGCCUGUGAUGCUUGGCAUCAUUAUACAUGCGCUGGAGUGGAUUCGACCGUGACCAGUUUACCGUGGAUAUGUAGCAAAUGUAUGGAUGAUAAGGAUGAUGAUGCCGCCUCGGUCCAUAGUCACACCAGUUCGAUUCUUUCCGUGAGCCUAAGUCAAAUGAUGGAUAAACAGCAACUCGAACGAGAAAGGGCGGAUUUGGAACUACAACGUCGACACUUGGGGGAACAACAAAAGCUGUUGCUGAGCGUCGCUGCAGGAAACACGUCGAGUCACAUUUUACCUCGGGGAAUGCCUAAUCGAACCGGUACUACCAUUCCUGGAAUAGAAUUUCCCAGCAUCGAUCCAAAAGAAACAUACAUCGAACCAGCUACGGUACACCCUGCGAUUUCGCCGUAUGCAGGUAUUAUUGAUCAAGCAACGAAUCAUCGAACUUCAUCACAACCGGAAAUGGCCACAUCCUUCGUAGACCUCUCAAAAUCACCUCAACUCACGGCGCCCGCAGCGGUUUGGAGCCAACAACCACCUACAUCACGUAGCGUAAACAACCACCACGUAGCUUUACAUGCUUUGAAGGCCAGUGUGGAGAGAUGUGAGGCUAGCGACAAAUUAUCUCCGGGCCAGCUACUCGAGCUCCAACGCCAACUCGACCAUUGCCGUCAACUGCUAUCCGUAACCAAUCCGGUUGUAGGUGAUGAACAGUCGGAUGCACGAAAGCAAACUGGUACGAUCCCGAAGACGUCUCGGAUUCUACCCACAGUAUCGGAAGAAUAUCGUUUUCCUGAGCCAAGCAACACACCACACGAACGCGAGGAUUAUUCUGGGCCAGUUAAGCAGUCGGUAAGCCAGAAUGUAUUACCACUGGUGAGUAAUACAACAACUAAGGAGCCCUCAGAAUUAACAAACCACUCCACGACCAUUUCAUCCCGAAAGCAGCUGCGAAAUUACGCGCGCUCGGAGAAUAUUCCUCAUUACCGUGAUCAGUUGCAAGACAUGAACGCACACACGACCUAUAUGAAUAAUUUGACUUCUCUUUCAAACCAAGUCAAUCUCGAUUAUGUACAACAGCCGCGAUUUUCCACCGCGCGUUUGUAUGAUCCCCAAGAACAAUCUCAUAACCCUCGUCAAUCAAAUCACUCAGUGAAUCCCUCCCAAGUUCUCCAACAACCAACACAACAACAAAUAGUAGCGCGACAGUCCCUGGGAAGAGACCUUCCCCGCUUUUCCGGUGAUCCAACAGAAUGGCCCAUCUUCAUCUCCAACUACGAAUUCACGACGGAUGCUUGCGGUUUCUCCAACGCAGAAAAUAUGUUGCGGCUACAGCGGUGUUUAUCGGGUGCAGCGCUCGAGUCAGUACGCAGUCAGCUGAUACUACCAGCAGGAGUACCGCAGGUUAUAGAAAGGUUACGAAGACGGUAUGGACGCCCGGAACUACUUAUCAACGGGCUAUUGAAGAAGGUACGUGAAAUCCCAGCAUUAAAGAAUGAGCGAUUGGAAGGCAUAAUUAAGUUCGGGGACGCAGUGCUUACACUGUGCGCCCACAUCGAGGCAGCGAAUGAGCACACUCAUCUCUUCAACCCAUCUUUACUGCAACAAUUAGUUUUGAAACUUCCUGAUAACUACCAGAUGAUGUGGGCUAGAUAUAGACGGGGACUCAGCAACGUGAAUCUUCAAACUUUUAACGAAUUCAUGGACAUAAUCGUAGAGGAUGCAUCAAGCAUCGUAGAUUUGGAACCGGAUUCAUCGACGCGUGCUAACGGACGAGAGCGGGCAAAAUCUAAAGCCUUUAUCAACGCACACGCCGAAGAAAGGUUUGAUGCGCAAGCAUCGAAGGCACCGAAGGAAUCGAUCAGACAAUAUGUUUGUGGACACUGCGAUCAGCUUGGACAUAGGAUUGUCGAAUGUAGAGCUUUCAAAGCGUUGAGUGUCGACGAUAGAUGGCGUAGUAUAAGAGACAAAGAACUGUGUCAAAAUUGUUUGUACAAUCACGGACGUCGAUCGUGUCGAUUACGCCAAAGCUGUGAUAUCGAGAAUUGCCAAUACCGCCACCAUCGUUUACUUCACCCUACGAAGUGUCAGUCUACUCAAGUUGAUGUUGCCGAAAAUCACUUUCAUCGAGAUUUUACCAUGUCAUCAUUGUUUAGAAUCAUACCCGUUAAAUUGUUUGGAAAUCUCGGCUGCAUUGAAACUUUCGCUUUCCUGGACGAAGGAUCUGAUCUCACAUUAGUGGAAGAAGAACUCGCGAACGAAUUAGGAGUCAAGGGCGACUUCCAACCUCUCUGCCUUAAAUGGACGGGCAAUACCCCCCGCGUUGAGGCAAACUCUCAGCGAAUUUCCCUGCACAUAUCGGGAGCAAAUCAAGACAGGCGAUAUCCAUUAGAGAACGCUCGCACUGUAAACUGUUUGAACCUUCCUUGCCAAUCCUUCCAGUUGAAAGAUGUGUCUGAAAAGUAUACCUACCUGAAAGGCGUUCCGAUUUCUAGCUAUACCAAUGCCGAGCCGCGGAUUCUUAUUGGUAUUGACAAUUUAAGAUUGGCACUUCCGCUCAAGGUAAAGGAGGGCGACAGCAACGGGCCAGUGGCGGUAAAGACCAGAUUAGGUUGGUGUGUCUAUGGGCCCCGUCUGAGCCCCAAUGAAGAAGCGCACAGCUAUCAUAUUAAUAAAUGUACUUGUGAAACGGAUCUGGGAGAAACAGUCCAAAGGUUUUUUACGUUGGAAGCGUCUGGAACGUCAACCGUACCCGUUCCCAUAUCAGCGGACGAGCAACGGGCCCUAACCUUACUUGAAUCUACAACUAAGCGAAUUGGUAACUACUUUGAAACAGGCCUGCUGUUUAAAGAUGAUUACGUGGAGUUUCCUAAUAGCUACCCAAUGGCCGAAAACAGAUUAGCUUGCCUCGAGAGGCGUAUGCAACGCGAUCCUGGACUUAGAGGAAAUCUACAUCAACAAAUUCGAGAAUACGAACGCAAAGGCUACGCACACAUUGCUACAAAGACUGAACUCGAAGCAGCUGACCCCAGGAAGACGUGGUAUCUACCAAUCGGGGUAGUGAUUAACCCUAAGAAACCCGGAAAGAUCCGGAUGAUAUGGGAUGCCGCCGCAAAAACAGAUGGUAUCUCGUUGAAUAGCGUUCUUCUAAAGGGUCCCGAUCAGCUGGUAUCCCUGCCCGGCGUCUUAUUUCGUUUUCGUCAAUAUAUGGUGGCAGUUACGUCCGACAUUCAGGAGAUGUUCCACCAAAUUCGCAUCAGACAGGAAGACAAACAUUCGCAGAGAUUUUUGUGGCGCGCAAAUCCUUCAGACAAGCCCAGUAUAUACUUGAUGGACGUUGCUACGUUUGGUAGCACCUGCUCACCUGCCUCAGCGCAGUUUGUCAAAAACAGAAAUGCGGAAAUACAUGCUCAGUUAUACCCAGAACCGGCUCAAGCGAUUAUUCGUGACCAUUACGUAGACGAUUAUUUGGCCAGUUUUGAAUCGGAAGAGGAGGCAUUGCGAGUUGCGCGAGAUGUCCGAACAGUUCAUUGUAAUGGAGGUUUCAAGUUACACAACUGGCGAUCGAAUGGAGUGGCAGUGUUACGUGGCUUAGGAGAAGAGGAGACGGAAUCAGCAAAACGUCUUGACCUAUCGGAAGCAGGGCAAACGGAGCGAGUACUUGGCAUGUUGUGGAAUCCUUCGGAUGACCUGCUGUGUUUUUCGACUCAAAUGAGCGACGAGAUGCAGAAACUAAUCAUUACGGCUACACGACCAACAAAAAGACAAGUUCUCCGUUGUGUAAUGACUUUAUUUGAUCCCAUGGGUUUAUUGUCCCCAUUCAUUAUCCACGGCAAAGUACUCAUACAAGAGUUAUGGCGAGAAGGUACAGGUUGGGACGAGCAAAUAGGCGAAGACGUUCAUAAAAGAUGGCAAAAGUGGAUCAAGAUGUUGGAGUUUAUAUCAAAGAUUAGGAUUCCCCGAUGCUAUUUUCACCUGGCGUCACGAGAGACCUAUACCAACACGCAGAUGCACGUAUUCGUUGACGCUAGUGAAAUAGCCUAUUCAUGUGCGGUAUAUUUGAGCACAAAAGGCGAAGAAGGACCUUCAAAAUGUUGCCUUGUUGCGGCGAAAUCCAAGGUGGCUCCAUUGAAACCCUGGUCUAUUCCUAGACUGGAACUGCAAGGAUGCGUUUUGGGAGUUCGUUGGGCGAAAUUUGUACGAGAAAAUCACGACGUUCCAAUUGUGAAGACGGUUUUUUGGACAGACUCCAGAACAGCGCUGGCUUGGAUCAAAGCAGAUCCCCGAAACUACCGACAGUUUGUUGCAUUUAGAGUGAGUGAGAUCCUAGAACAUACUACGGCCAGCGACUGGCGCUGGGUCCCAUCAAAAUCCAAUCCAGCAGACGAAGCUACGAAAUGGGGAAGUGGCCCAUACUUCAAUCCAGAGAGCAUAUGGUUUAACGGCCCAGAAUUCCUUUUGUAUCCUGAAUCACAAUGGCCGCAACCGACCGAAUCCGUCACUUCUACGUCAGAAGAAAUCCGAAAUUCCAGUCUUCACCACCGUGUUGUAGAACCCGUUUUAGGCUUCAACCGCUUCGCUUCAUGGGGUCGCCUAAAUAGGGUAACUGCAUAUGUACGGAGAUACCUGCAAAACUUUUUCAAAGGAUCGAACCUCACUGGACCGUUACAACAACAAGAACUACAACUGGCUGCAGAAGCUAUUUUUAAAAUUGUUCAAAAGGAUUCGUUCCCGGACGAAAUAAUCGCGCUUGAAAAUAAGGAAAACAACAAACAUGGUCAAAGAGCUAUUGAGAAACGCAGUUCCAUUUACAAACUGAUGCCAUUCCUAGAUGAAAGAGGAUUGUUAAGAGAACGAGGUCGCAUCGACGCAGUUAGAAAUGUUCCGUACGACACCCGACACCCAAUUAUCCUUCCAAAAAACCAUCCUGUUACUGAUUUGAUAAUUCUAGACUGUCAUAAACUUUAUAGACACAGAAACAAUGAAACUGUAGUUAACGAAUUACGCCAACUUUACAGUAUUCCAACACUACGUGCCUUGGUAAAGAAGGCCGCUAGAAACUGCCAGAUUUGUAGAAUCCGCUUGGCGCGUCCGAGAAUCCCAGUGAUGGCACCGUUACCCCCAGCACGUCUUGCACACCACGAGCGAGCUUUCACAUACACGGGGUUAGACUAUUUUGGACCGCUUUUGGUGAAACUCGGAAGAGCCAGAGUCAAAAGGUGGAUUGCUUUAUUUACGUGCUUGACCGUUCGCGCAGUUCACCUCGAAGUCGCCUACACACUAUCUACAGAAUCCUGCAUCUCAUGCGUUCGACGCUUCGUGGGUCGACGUGGAUCUCCGGUGGAAUUCUUUACCGAUAAUGGAACUAAUUUCCAAGGAGCUGAUCGUGUUUUACGUGGGCAAAUAAGCCAGGGACUGUCAGCUACAUUCACCAAUGCGAACACAAAAUGGAACUUUAAUCCACCAGGAGCACCGCAUAUGGGUGGCGCCUGGGAGCGCUUGGUACAAUCCGUAAAAGCUGCUAUGGCAGAUGCUUAUGUCGAGGGGAAACUUGAUGACGAGGGGUUACAGACGUUGGUCGUGGAGUCAGAAAGUAUGAUAAACAAAAGGCCUCUGACCUAUUUACCUCUUGAAUCUGAAGAAUCCGAGGCGCUGACGCCAAACCACUUUCUUCUUCUGAAUUCCAAUGGGACCAAAUCACCUAGAGAAAGUGUUCACAAUUGGUCUACCGAAAAACAAGAAUCAUAUCGUAAACUGCUUGGGAAUUCGUGGCUUGUAAUUCAAGCUAAACUCAACGUGUUUUGGCAACGGUGGUUGGUUGAGUAUCUACCAAUUAUAAGGCGACAAUCGAAGUGGUUCGAUGAGGCCAAGCCUCUCGAAGAAGGAGACUUAGUAAUGGUUGCCGACGCAGCAAAGAUCGGAAACUGGGAGCGAGGUCGGAUCAUUGAAGUACUGCGGCAUCCCGACGGACGGUCGAGGAGAGCUGUGGUCCAAAUCGGAAAAAAUAAGUUCAUACGUCCUGUAUCCCGGAUGGCCCUGCUUGAUGUGGUGAAACGUGAAGCUCCGGAUGAAUCCAGACUACACCAGGGGGAGGUUGUUAUUUCUAGCAAGCUGGCACCCCGGUCAGAAACUGAUGACAUGUGUCAGAAUAUCUAA